Molecule: messenger RNA, 1791 nt
Organism: Kwoniella mangroviensis CBS 8507
Lineage: Eukaryota; Fungi; Basidiomycota; Tremellomycetes; Tremellales; Cryptococcaceae
Exons: 3
Coding region: 1-1791 (596 amino acids)
Source: RefSeq, a predicted model, not a curated record
AUGCAGCUCAUUCUCCAUAAGAAAUACUACUAUUAUCCCAGAUACCGCGACCAAUCGACCAAGCCCCCCAAUGACCAAAUUGCUGAGAUAGUCAGGCUGAACAAGAACCUUCAGGAACUCAAAUGCACUGUCAAACCAUAUAAAAUACCCAAAGGUCAUGAAGUUUACAAAAUUUGGGACGAUUAUGUCGUCACUCGACCAGGUUUGGAGGCGCCCUAUGGGUACUUUGAAAAGCAUGGAAAAUUCUUGGCUUGUUCGAUCUUCCGAGGCGCUGCAAGGAUGGAUAUCUUGUGCUCUCGCGACCCUACCUUUGCCGUAUUCAAGAUCGAUUUCAUCCAUCGGGUGAUCAUCCUGCAGCAGUCAUGUGGGACAAAGGCAGCUGCCAAGUUCCUCGUUUAUCGUGUGAACGAACAAGCUCCAAGUGGUACCGAGAGAAUAUCCAAAGAAGAUCCCGAUUGCACGAUUGUUAUAGAUCUUGAGGAAGAUAUCUGGACGAGGGAGGAAUUUGGUCCUAGGAUACUGAAGAAUGGGAAUUUAUUGGUCGGUGUGCAAAUUGUUUUCUAUCUGUAUGUGCUGGUACACGGUCGGUGCCUAAAACGAAUCCCUUCUCACCAAGGUACUAGAUGGUUCAGAUACCAUGAGUGGAUGCUCACCUCCAAUGAGUUAUUGGUCGGAGUCGAAGAUUGCGACUUUGUAUGUCGCAGGAGUUUCACAGACGAACAUCGCAGGUCAUUCGAUACCGCUGACGAUGCCAAGCUAGUCGGCGCGUAUUUCAGGCGUGACGAUGUCUCAUCUGAUGGGCUUUCUUCUGAGAGUGGCUACGAAUCCGGCGAUGACAUCGAUGCUGGAAAGCGGAAAGCACAUGCGGAGGAUCGACAUGCCGAAGAAGUCAACAGCGGGUUGUCGCACGAGAACAUUUACUCUAGCCGCUUCGACAGAACGCAGGGUGAACCACUCGACAUAACCGGUUAUCAGCUUUUUGAGGACUUGGACUAUACGGUUCGAUAUCAAUUUGAACGUCAUAUCAUAAGGGAUCGUUUGAAGAGUAAAGGUCUUCUCGAGAAUCUCUCGCUUAUCGUGCUCGACCCACAAUCUAUACCCGAAAAGGAUCCAUCCACAGGAAAAUCUUGGCUACCAGUGGUCAAACUUGAACUUCCUUUCGACCCCUUGGAGCUCGAAAUCCUUCUCAAGGAAUGCCGGUAUGAGGGGAAUCCGGACUUUUAUGAAUAUAUAGAUGACAGCAAGAGGGUUAUGCAGGAGGAAGAGAAUUUCGACACCGGGUGCACCGAUUUUGUCCUUCCGGUGAUCCGACGUUGGAUCCCGAACGACGAUGAUUAUGCGAGAGAUCCUCUGACUAUCAUAGAUUUUCUGAUAGCCAUUCCUGCAAAUCCCCUCAAGCGUCUCCUCACGGAUACCAAGGGACAAAUACUUGUCGGCAGACCGGCAGCAGAUAGUCGAAAGCGUAAUACCUUUACCGACCUCGAUGGUGAAGGCAAGGAGCGGCUAAGGCAAGAGACGUUUCAAAAUGUCACCACAAUUCCAUUCUCCGACUGGCGUGAAAAUGCACAACUGUGGGUACAAGAUAACGAUCCUGCAAUGGCGCAACAUGGAAAUUUCAAUGUAGAUAUCAUCGCAAACGGCAAGGAAUCACUUAUUCUUCGUGCACACUGUAUUUCUCCCCUCUUGAAUGUUCCUGAUCUGGACGAAGGCUGCGGGAAGGGAAGUAUGAGAAGGCUACAAAUUCCUAAACCAGUACGUUCUUCAGUCAAUUCCUUCAUAUUCGCUCAAUGA